Molecule: messenger RNA, 1643 nt
Organism: Perca flavescens (yellow perch)
Lineage: Eukaryota; Metazoa; Chordata; Actinopteri; Perciformes; Percidae
Gene: meis2b
Product: Meis homeobox 2b
Exons: 12
Coding region: 442-1617 (391 amino acids)
Biological process (GO): regulation of DNA-templated transcription
Molecular function (GO): DNA binding
Source: RefSeq, a predicted model, not a curated record
UCAUCAGCGUGUACUGUAGACGACAGAGCGGUCCUAUAAACAGCUGCCUUGCCGACCUGCAGACAGUGAGCGUGUCGCGAAGAGACAUGGACAUGAGGACACACUGAGUGCAGACUGCACUGAGCCGCGGACCGUCAGGGCAUUCCUGUGAUAAGGACAACUGAUGCGCGGAAUCAACAUCAUCAAACACUCACAUCUGACAGAUUAUCACCCGUUAAAGAACUAAGAACACAUUUGCCAGUUGACAUGCGCAUUUUGGCCCUCGUGGCAACGGAAGGACCUAUGCCUUUUUUGAUCACUUUGCAUUGAUUUCUGUCAUUGAUUUACCCCAUGCCACAUUACAGGGCAGGAUUAUAAUUCCCUCUUGGAUGUAAAAGUCAUCGAUUUUCCUACUCAUCAACACCAAACUUUUCUUUACACGUCUGGAAAUUGCGCACGGAGAUGGCGCAAAGGUACGAUGAGCUGGCUCUUUAUGGAGGCGCGAUGGACGGAGUCGGAGUCCCCACCUCCAUGUACGGAGACCCGCACGCCCCCCGGCCCCUGCCCCAGGUCCACCACCUGAACCACGGGCCGCCUCCGCAUCCGACGCAGCACUAUGGAGCCCACGCGCCGCACAACAUCAUGCCCAGCAGUAUGGGCAGCGCCGUCAACGACGCACUAAAGAGAGACAAGGACCAAAUAUACGGCCACCCUUUAUUUCCAUUGUUGGCUCUGGUGUUUGAGAAGUGCGAGCUGGCGACCUGCACGCCCAGGGAGCCCGGGGUUGCGGGAGGAGACGUUUGCUCCUCCGACUCCUUCAAUGAAGACAUAGCCGUAUUUGCAAAACAGAUCCGCGCAGAGAAACCUUUAUUUUCUUCCAACCCAGAGCUAGAUAACUUGAUGAUUCAAGCGAUUCAAGUCCUACGAUUUCAUCUCCUGGAAUUAGAAAAGGUUCAUGAGCUCUGUGAUAACUUCUGCCAUCGGUACAUCAGCUGCCUAAAAGGCAAAAUGCCUAUCGACCUGGUCAUAGAGGACCGAGAGAUCUGCAAGUCGGACUUCGACGACCUCUCCGGAUCCUCCACCAACCUCGCAGAUCAUAACCCUGCAUCCUGGAGAGACAUGGAUGACACCCACUCCAUGCCCUCUGUGGGCACCCCAGGACCGUCCAGUGGAGGACAUGUCUCUCAGAGUGGCGACAACACCAGUGAACUUGGAGAUGCCCUCGACAACAGCCUGGCAUCACCAGGCACAGGAGACGAGGAUGACCAAGACAAGAAAAGGCAGAAGAAACGAGGCAUUUUCCCCAAAGUAGCAACAAAUAUAAUGAGAGCAUGGCUCUUCCAGCACCUUACGCACCCAUACCCCUCAGAGGAACAGAAAAAGCAGCUAGCACAAGACACAGGCCUCACCAUCCUUCAAGUGAACAACUGGUUUAUCAAUGCAAGGAGGAGAAUAGUCCAGCCUAUGAUUGACCAGUCCAACAGAGCAGUGAGUCAGGGAACAGCUUACAGUCCAGAUGGCCAGCCAAUGGGAGGAUUUGUUCUUGAUGGGCAGCAGCACAUGGGUCUCCGACCUGGAGGGCCAAUGGGUAGCAUGGGCAUGAACAUGGGCAUGGAUGGGCAAUGGCACUACAUGUAAAUCCAUUUCACUGAGGCAAGCCUGAA